GCUCGUCGCGGUACAAAACCAACCGACGCUUCCUAACGCUUCCUCCUCUCAGCAACUCACCAUUGUCGACACAAAGACGAGAAAUUUAGAACCAAAAUUUAAAAUGAAACUAGCUUACUGGGAUAUUCGCGGGUUGGCCCAGCCUAUCCGCUUGCUGCUGGAGUACACUGGGACGACCUAUGAGGACAAGUUUUUUUCCUGUGGCGAAGCUCCCAACUAUGACAAGAGCUGCUGGUUUGAUGUGAAGCCCAACCUUGGCAUGGACUUUCCCAAUCUACCCUACUUGGAGGACGGAGACAGGAAAAUCGUGCAGAGCAAUGCCAUCAUGAGAUACAUUGCUCGGAAGAACAACUUGUGUGGAGAGACUGAGGAUGAGAAGGUCCGUGUGGAUAUCUUGGAGAACCAGGCCAUGGACUUUCGGAAUGGCUUUGUGAGGUUGUGUUACACUGAUUUUGACAAGAUGAAGCCAGGGUACUUGGAACAGCUGCCGGAUCUACUCCGGCAGCUCUCCAAGUUCCUGGGAGACCGAAAAUGGUUUGCUGGUGACAAGAUUACUUUUGUGGACUUCAUCAUGUAUGAGUUGUUGGACCAACACAGGAUGUUUCAUCCCACCUGUCUGGAUGACUUUAAGAACCUCAGAGACCUUCUGGAUCGCUUCGAGGCACUCGACAAGAUUGCAGCCUACAUGAAAUCCAAAAGAUUCAUCAAGACCCCCGUCAACAACAAGAUGGCCAAAUGGGGCAACAAGAAAGAGUAAAAUUUCAAGUCGUCUCAACAAUAAAUAAAGUUCAAAUAUUCUGCUGUAAAAUAAGUCGAGCACUACAUUUACUUGCACUGUUGAAAUGUGAUAUUAAGCACAUUAAAGUUGAACUCUUUCUCA
Molecule: messenger RNA, 880 nt
Organism: Hippocampus comes (tiger tail seahorse)
Lineage: Eukaryota; Metazoa; Chordata; Actinopteri; Syngnathiformes; Syngnathidae
Product: glutathione S-transferase Mu 3-like
Exons: 8
Coding region: 104-757 (217 amino acids)
Biological process (GO): glutathione metabolic process
Molecular function (GO): glutathione transferase activity
Source: RefSeq, a predicted model, not a curated record